AUGGGAAUUCCAAUAUUAUCAUCAGAUAUCCAAGAAUCUGAUUUAUACAAAAUUCGAUAUACUAUCAAUGAACCAUCUAUAACAUUCACUGCCAUAAAAUUCUCCCCCAAUGGACAAAAUUUCGCUUGUUCUUCAUCAAAUGGGAAAAUAUAUAUUUAUAAUACCACCACUGGUAAAUUAAUCACCACUUUAUCAGGUCAUACCAAGGGAAUAUCAGAUAUUGUAUAUUCUCCUAUAAAUUCCAAUAUUCUUGCAUCUUGUUCUGAUGAUUUAACCAUUCGAUUAUGGAAUAUUACUCAACAACGAUGCAUAAAACUAUUACGGAAACAUACUUAUCAUAUAACAACGUUAAAAUUCACUCAAAAAGGUAAUAUUUUAAUUAGUGGAUCAUCCGAUGAAACUAUUACUAUAUGGGAUAUUACUUCAAAUGGUGGGAAGAUUUUAACCACUUUAGCGGCUCAUAGUGAUCCAGUUCUGUCAAUUGCAUUAACUCCUGAUGAUUCAAUUAUUGUCAGUGCUUCAUACGAUGGAUUAAUGAGAUUAUUUGAUUUACAAACCAGUCAAUGUUUGAAAACUUUAACUAAUAGUACGUUUGGUGGUCAUGGCACGGCUACAGCUAGUACCAAUGAUGUAAUCAAUUUCCCAAUUGCUAAAGUUGAAUUAUCACCUAAUGGACAAUUUAUUUUGAAUUCUAGUUUAGAUGGGAAAAUUCGAUUAUGGAAUUAUAUGGAAAAUAAAGUUUAUAAAACUUAUCAAGGUAUAAAUGGUGAGAAAAUUUGUGAGAAAUUUAAUUGUGAUAUAAAAUUUAUCACUCGAAAUGUUAAUAGCAAUGCCAUUACUAUUACUAGUAAUAACAAUGACGAUGAACAGUACAACAACGUGUUAAUUGUUUCUGGUAGUGAUUCGACGGGGUUAUUAAUUUGGGAUAUUCAACUGAAACAAAUUGUUUUUCAAGUAGAUCCACAAACUUGUGGGAAAGAUGCUAUUUUAGGAGUUGAUACUUACAAGCAAGGAGAAAUAUUGGGCUGUUGUAGUCGAGAUGGAAUAAUUACAAUUUUAGAUAUGAAUAAAAAAUAUACUGAAAGAAAUGAUAGUGUUCAACAACAGAAAGAGGUAAUUGAUACAGAAUCACGAGGUGAAACACCUAUUUAA
This is a messenger RNA of Candida albicans SC5314, 1152 nucleotides long. RefSeq names its product Swd3p (gene SWD3). Bases 1 to 1152 code for a protein of 383 amino acids. NCBI's taxonomy places the organism in Eukaryota, Fungi, Ascomycota, Pichiomycetes, Serinales, Debaryomycetaceae. Gene Ontology annotation, molecular function: protein binding. The transcript has a single exon. The record is from RefSeq and is a predicted model, not a curated record.